AUGCCCCAGGCCGCAAAAUCCGUUGCAAAGCGGAUUCUCGACAUGUGGGACGAAAAAGGCACGAAACGCACAGCAAAUAUCGAUCUCGGAUCUGAUUCUUGUUUCGUAUCGUACCCUUCACCCUGCAUGCAUUGCGCGUUCGGUCUAGCAGAGGGGGAUCCUAGGUAUCUGUGUCGAAUAGAUAGCUUUGACAACGACGGGGACUGCAUCGAAUGCAUCUUGGCCCAAAAAAAGUGCACUUGGCUUGGCUUCUAUCCUUCUACGGAGGAAUGCCUCAAUUUACUCUAUCAGCGUAAAGUGGCGUGUUUAUCCCUUCAGAGGAAUGGGCGUUCCAAGAUUACUUUGGCGGCUCUCGACGUUAUGAUUCAAUAUGCGUUGAAGUAUUUGGUGGACAUGUGGAACAAUGCGCAUCUUGGGGAGCUAUAUUCGCCCGAUUGUUGCCAUGAUGAUCUCCCAGAUUCUACCCAGCAGAACAAGAACAAGAACAAGAACGGGAAAAAGAACAAGGAGAACAAGGAGGUAAUGCCAACGGGUUCUAGUUACAAAGCGAGUGCCGCCAAAGCAAGUGCCGCCAAAGCAAGUGCCGCCAAAGCUGCCGAAACAAAGGUGUCAUCAUCUGGUGAUAUCUCUUCAAAGAUUCCGCACACGCCUUAA
Trichoderma virens Gv29-8 is the source of this 654-nucleotide messenger RNA. RefSeq lists its product as uncharacterized. The transcript has 5 exons. The record is from RefSeq and is a predicted model, not a curated record. The coding region runs from base 1 to 654 and encodes 217 amino acids. NCBI's taxonomy places the organism in Eukaryota, Fungi, Ascomycota, Sordariomycetes, Hypocreales, Hypocreaceae.